Molecule: messenger RNA, 1668 nt
Organism: Aspergillus nidulans FGSC A4
Lineage: Eukaryota; Fungi; Ascomycota; Eurotiomycetes; Eurotiales; Aspergillaceae
Exons: 2
Coding region: 1-1668 (555 amino acids)
Molecular function (GO): L-glutamate gamma-semialdehyde dehydrogenase (NAD+) activity; oxidoreductase activity
Source: RefSeq, a predicted model, not a curated record
AUGGAGCUUCAUCGCCACCCAGAACCAGGUAAUGCCGACGGUCUGUCUUACGGGCCGGGCUCCGCCGAAAGAGAUCUCUUAAAGUCAGCUUUGGCUGAGAUGGAAAGUGUAGUCACCGAUAUUCCCAGUAUCAUCAACGGCGAGCGCAUCUACACCGGCCGCAAGGGCAAACAGGCAAAUCCGUGGAACAACCAUGGCCAGCCGUUGGCCGAAUACUACGAGGUGGAUAGCAACACUGUCACAGAGAAGGCGAUCCCAGGCGCUCUAGAGGCAAGGAAGGUCUGGGCCAACAUGCCUUUCCGGGACCGGGCUGCAAUCUACAAACGCGCAGCCCUGCUAGUCGAGACUCCCAAGUACCGGUGGAAGCUCAUGGCAGCGGCAAUGAUCGGACAGGGCAAGACUUGUGGACAGGCAGAGGGCGACUGUAUCACCGAAGUCAUCGAUACGCUGAACUUCCACGUCUACUUCUGCGCCCAGCUCUACCAGCAGCAACCUCCUAAACAGUUUGCUUCAUCGUCCAGCAAGCUGGAUUACAGGCCCCUCGAGGGCUUUGUGCUUGCCGUUUCGCCGUUUAAUUUCACGGCCCUGGGAGCGCACAUUGCCUUAACGCCCGCGAUUCUGGGUAAUGUGGUUCUGUGGAAACCAUCGCCAAUGGCGGUGCUUUCCAACUACAUCCUCUACCAAAUCAUGGAGGAAGCCGGGCUGCCCAAGGGAGUUGUUCAGUUCCUACCCGUCGCUGAUCCGACGACGGUCGUUGAUCCUGCCCUCUCCAGUCGCGAUUUUGCUGGGCUGCACUAUACAGGCUCUUCCGUUGUUCUAAGGUCUCUCUGUGCUCGUAUUGGCGUCAACACGCACAUCUACAGGAAUCUCCCCCGCGUAGUAGGGGAGAGUGGCGGCAAGAACUUCCACCUCGUCCACAACUCCUGUAAGGAUGAUGUCGACUGGCUGGCCUCAGCAGCGGUCCGAUCUGCGUACGAGUUCCAGGGGCAAAAGUGCAGUGCACUAUCCCGGUUCUAUGUUCCGCGGUCCCUGUGGGACCAGGGAGAUUUGAAGAAAGCCCUGCUUCGCGAGGCCGCGAAGAUGACCCACGGCGACGACGUCAAGGACCUCCAUCACCCCUUGGGGCCCUUGGUGUCACAAGAGGCUUUUCAACGGUUCCAGCAGUUUGUCGACAGGGCACAGAGUGAUGGACACGAGCUAGUCUACGGUGGUAAAACGGAUGGCAGCCGUGGCUUCUUCGUUCAGCCUGCCAUUUUCAUGGCCAGCGACGGCGACAGCGACAGCGAGCUGAUGACAACGGAGCUAUUUGGGCCUCUAUUUGCCGUGCAGACCUAUGAUGAUAGCUCACCUACUGGCUUCGAGAAGGUCUGUGAGCUGAUUGACAAGACAUCCGAGUACGGGCUAGCGGGCUCUGUCUUCUCCCGCGAUCGGAUGGCCAUCCGAGUUGCUGACGAGAAGCUGCGAGACUCGGUCGGCAUGUUUUGCAUCAACGAUAAGAGUACGGGGGCAAUUAUUGGAGCACAUCCGUUCGGAGGAGCGCGGUCUAGUGGCACAAAUGACAAGGCCAACUCGGUUAAUGUCCUGCUUCGAUUCUCGAGCAUUCGCUGUGUCAAGGACACCUACGUAACUGGGAGCGCGACCCUGGGCGCAUGUCAUGUUCCGGAAUAG